Molecule: messenger RNA, 5349 nt
Organism: Erpetoichthys calabaricus (reedfish)
Lineage: Eukaryota; Metazoa; Chordata; Cladistia; Polypteriformes; Polypteridae
Gene: nkd1
Product: NKD inhibitor of WNT signaling pathway 1
Exons: 10
Coding region: 121-1428 (435 amino acids)
Biological process (GO): negative regulation of Wnt signaling pathway
Cellular component (GO): cytoplasm
Molecular function (GO): calcium ion binding
Source: RefSeq, a predicted model, not a curated record
UCUGUCCUUGCGCUGUGCGCUGCGAUACCACAGUUUACUCUGUUUAGCUACUAUGAGCAGAGCCCAGUUGUGGAUUAUUAGGUUAUCCAAUGUUGCGUAGCCGGAUUGCGAGUUGCAGAGAUGGGAAAACUUUACUCGAAACCUGCUGCAGUCUCUAAAGCCCGGGAAAGUCCAGAAGGAGACAGUUUGGUUGUAAGUGCCUGUUUGGCUCAGAAAGGGAUUGAAGACUGGCUGUCCAGGCAAAAAGAUGGCUGUUCUACUGCAACACAACACAAGGAAAUUGGAUCACUGCCUAGCAAGGGCCCACCCGGAGAGGAACAGGCAGCAGUGGUCGGCGAGGAGCUCUACCGCUUAGAAGUGGCUUUGCCACCCGAGAAACCGGAGAGUGGCCUCAAGGAAGAGAAGAAACAUGAAAAAGAAGCUCCACUCGUUUACAGAAAGCAGCUGCGAUUUGAGGGUCUUGAAUGUGACAUGUCCCUGGAAGAGGACAACCAGCCAGAGUGGACCUUCACCCUCUACGACUUUGACAACAGUGGAAAGGUCACUCGGGAGGACAUCACCAGUUUGCUGCACACUAUCUAUGAGGUUGUUGGUGCUUCUGUGAACCACUCUCCACAUACCAGUAAGACGCUCCAGGUCAAGCUAACAGUGUCUCCAGAUGCCAGCCAGAAGAGGAAAAGCACUUCGCAAAAUUUGACUGAUGCCCCCAUUUCGAGGCGUAAAAUGGACUGCAAGACAGAGUCUAGGAGUUCAGGCAAGAAACUCCGUGCUCCUCUGCGGUGUCGUCUCGGCGACUACCACGCACAGGAGGGCUGCUGCCAGCAUGCCAUUGAUGAGAAUCUGGAGAGAAGGAAUCACUACCUGGACCUGGCUGGCAUUGAAAACUACAUGUCACAGGCUGGACUGGGUGCCAAGUUGGAGAACGUGAAACCAGACAAUCUGAUGCAGGCUGUCAGCCAGGCCAAGUCCCGGACACAUGAGUCUGAAAAUAUGCACAGGAGACCCCAGAAGGCUGAAGCUGUGCUAGACACCUCAUUUAUGCCGGCUCAAGACAACAGCAGGCACCCAACGAGGUCCCCCAAGGGUCAGGGAAAGAGUGCGGGGCGGGCCGUAAGGAACAAGGUCUCCUCUUCGGGGACAGGUGCUCCCCAGUUGGGUUUCUCCAACCACAUACUUUCUUCUGCCCAUGUGCAAGCCUCUCCAGACCCUUACAGAAGACACAGACAGAGGGGCAAAGACACUAAAAACAACGUCUACCCGGUGUCGGCUUUGGAGAAGGAUCAAGGGCGUUAUUUGCCCCCCGCGUUGCCCCACAUGCUGCACCCCAUACUUCUGUGUGAUGGCAGUGUUGGCCAGAUGAUCCAGAGGCAUGAACACUACCACCAUCAUGAGCAUCACCACCAUUAUCACCACUUCCAGCAGGCCUGAUAUUUGCACGGCUUGGACAAGGACAAUUUGCAUGGCUCAAAUACUCAAGUUGAAGAUCUCUUUAGGUCUGAACUGGCAGACCUGAGGUGGAUAAAGUGGGGUCACCCAAGCCAAAAGCCUUGUCUACAACAUUUAACACCAAUGACAUGGGCCAGUUAGGGAGGGGCAUGUAGGAUAUACUUCUACUGAGACGAUUGCUUUUAAUGUAGACAUGGAAGCUGGACAUGCCCGGACCUUCUGGUGGUCUUCCUUUUUAUGGAGUUAUGCUAUAGAUAGCAAGAAGACUUUAAGCAUGGAGGCCUUUAAUGGACCAUAGUGGUUGGCUGUAAAGUGAGUCAGCUGUAUAUCUGCCAUCCCCAGCUGUUCCAGAUGUCACUGUCUUGAUGUCCCCAGCCUUCCUUGGGAGCCUGCGUCUGACAGACUGGACAGUAUAAAUGUUUCCUCAGGUGUUUUUCCUUCAUUCGCUGCUGGACGGUAUUCAGUCAAAUCAGGUAUUCCAAGAUGAGUCUGUCCAUCAGGAACUUCAGUUAUCUUGUGGACCCACAGCUAAAUGCACUUAGCUAUAAAGUGUAGCAGGAUGGAACCCGAAAUGAAUUGACCCGGUGCUGUUUACACAAAAAGUGCUGCCCCGCUUAUUGCUCAUAUCUGAGCUCACAUGUCAACUGGACUCCUCUGUGGCCUGCUGACUGCUCUGGCCAGAGUCAUCCACAGACAUUGGUCGCUUUCUACUCUGGACUUGGUCUUUUCUUCUCCUGAACAUUGAUUUUUUGUGCUACUGGUUCUCCUGUUGGGUCUUCUACCAGUGGCCACAAAUUUGAAUUCUUUGAUCAGUGCUCUUCUGCUGCCCACUAAUUACUUUGCUGUUGGUUCUUUGUUUAACUGGCCGACUCUUGUUUAUUUGCUACUUUGGGCCUUGUUCUUUAACUGAUGACAGACAUAUUGCAAUGCAGCUGAGGCAAGAGUGCCAGAUUUCAUGAGGGCAUUCGCCCACUUCAGGUGUAGCAGGAACUCCCUCUAUGUUUUGGCCAGCCACGACUCAAUACAGCAGAAAAUUCCAGAUUGUGUGGGUUUAGCCAGGCCUACAGGUUAGUAACUGUGGCUUGAAUUCUCCAUUACACUGGCCUGCUAACCUUCACUGACCUCUCAUUUGUGGUCUGACUUCACUGUCCUCUGUUCUGCUCUGGACUCUUCCUCUUACCACUCAUUUGCCACAGAUUGUUCUGGUAUUGGUUUGUCUACUGUGAUCCUGAUAGAUGGCUGUGCUACAGGUUCUAUUGCUGGCUUCCUAUUACACUGACCUGGAAUGCGGCACUGAUCACACAUCCUGGCCUGACCGCCAUGUUAGUUCUGCCGCUAACUAAGACUCUUUACCGACCACUCGUUACUCAAGCCUGUCCUUGGCUGAUUACCUUCUUCUCUCUGCCCUUUGACUUGGGCUCUUCUGUUGACCACUAAUUACUCUCUUGACCACUGAUUCUCUUGUUCUAUUACUGCUGUGCUAUUACUUAUCCUGUUGACCACUCUGUUUUCUAACAUGGACUUUUCUAUGAUCAGUCACUACCAAGCCAUUCUUGCCUACUGAUCACCCAUUGUUGCAGUACUGCUUUUCUUGCUAAGUUCUCUACUGCACCCUGACCUGGACUCAUCUGCUGUUUACUACAUUGUUAUCCUCAUUAACUGACCACUAAUGUCUUGAUUAACGCUUUCUCUCCUUCUAGUGACCGCCCAUUGCUUACUCUGUCCAUUCAUCAUCCACUAAUGUUCCUGUUCUGUUCUGUGUGGAUUCUUCUCUUUGAGCACUCAUCAGUCUUAUCUGUCGACCAUUACUGUGACGUGCUGACAGCUCUCAUCCAUGACUUGGACUUUUCUACUAAUCAGUCUUUACUGUGGUCCAUCCUCUUCAACGGACCACACAUUGGCAUAAAGUUACCCGGACUUAUCUGCUAACUACUCAUCACACUGGUUCACCUCAUUUUUUAAUUUUAUCAUAACAAGGCAAUCAAACAGACAGCUAUAAGAAAAAAAAAAAAACCAGGUCAAUCCUAAAUACUGUAUAUACUCUUGAAACCCGAAAAAUCGAUCAUAAAAUCAGACCCCGACUUAUAUGCCCGUUUUUUUGUUUUUUUUAUAUCUUCUUGCCUCCUCCAAUCUCGCAUCAGUUUCUCAGACACAUUCAAUUUUGUUGCAGCAGCGCAGUUACCAAUUUCUUUCGCCACUUCAACGACUUUUAAUUUUAAACCAGCUUCAUAUUUUCUUCUGAUCGAACGCUCCAUCGUAGAUAAGGGCUGCUAUUACGAUAAAGGUGUAUGAGGGUGUGAGAUACGAAAAACACAAAUCAGUGCAAACGUCACUUCGGAAUAGUUCAGGUAAUACCGUGUGGUCACGUAGGCACAAUAGAGAGAAACAAAAGUCCGGGUGCCCUGUGGUUACUCUCUCAGGUGGGCGUUAGCAUAUCAUAAUCUCUUGGACCAAUAGCGGGAGUUUUCCACAUUCGACAUUAUAAAAUUCCAGAAAUUAUACGGUAAAAUCAAGCCCUGGGGGAUAACUUAAAGGCGAGUAUAUACGGUACACUCAAGAUGACAUAUGAAACGGCCCAUUCUCAAUAACUGAUCACUACGUUGUCCGCAAUCUUUUACUGCUCACUCAUCACUCUGGCCUCCCCUUGACUGCUCUGUUUGGUUUCAUCUGUCGCAGCACUCAUCAGUCUGACCUGUUGUUAUCUGCUGACCACUACUGCGGUGUGUUGUGUGACUUGGACAUUUUUACUUUGGUCAUUCUUCUCAUAUUACUCAUUUUUCUAAGUUCCCACCCCUCGUCCAAACUGGCUUUAUCUACUGACCACUAAUGACACUGGCUCACCCUCAAUGACUGACCAUCAUAUAACCUAAUGUGGACUCCUCUGUUGACUACUCAUCACUCUGGCCUGUCCUUAUGUAUUGACCACGGAUUGUCACAGCCUUGCUUGUCCCAAAUGGCUGUGUGUUUUACACGGCCUUCUGCUUAAAAUAGGUGGUCGCAGUUUGACUUCUUUUGCUGUCCACCAUGAUGGAGGCCUGCCUCAUUGCUGAAAUGUUGAAAUGUCAGAAAGUCAAAUUGUGUUUCUAUUGUAGCACCUUGGACGCAGGCAGAGGGGCGGACUGCACAGCUUUAGACAGCCAAGUGUUCACACCAGCUCGGACCAUGUGCUGUUACCUUUGAUACCUUUAUAAUUUGGAGGAGUGACAUCCAUCCAUCCAUUCAUUCACAAUGGCACUGAUGCUGUCACACUUGCAUGACUUGUCUGCAUGUUACAACCCACACGGACACAGGGGGAACAUGUAAUCUCCAUAAGGAUGCAAGAUCUGAAGCCAGGACUCUGGAGCAGUGAGGAGGUAGCAUUCCCCACUGGCACAACAAAUGUCAGCAGACCAGAAUAGUAGAGGUAGGUGCAAAGUCUGGUGCCGCAUUCGCUGUGCCACAUCGGCCUCUAGCUUGGUAAGUGACAGGAAGCUGUGGUGUGGCCACCUGUAUGCUGAUGGACAAUGAAAAGGAAAGGCCAAUGCUGGUGGAGGCCAACUUCCCAUCUGAUGGUGGUUGUUUGCCUCUUCUUUGCUUAAGGUUGUCACUUGCAGCAUUUUCCCUGUCGCUGCAGCUUAUGGUUCUCACUUCAUUUAACAACCCUUGGACUAGUGAGGAAAGUUGGACCAGUGACCACAUAAGUUUGGCCAGUUGACUUGGGGAAAUGCUGCUUCAAGGAUGUGGUCAGUAGCAGUCAGCCUGGACCAGAUGUUCUCUGCUUUGAUCUGUUUGUAUUAUGAGGUUCAGUGGAACCAGAAAGGUGACACGCCAUCUUGUUCGUCUUUUAAACAGUUGUCCUAUUCUUCUUAUCAAUAAUCUGUAUAGUUUAUGGAUUUGAUUAAAUGUGCUAUUUAUUUAAUGGGA